GGCUAUAGGAGAAAUUGGUAUAUCAUGAAUCUGCUGCCCAAGAGCUCAAAGGAGUUCGCCUCCACUGAAUAUUGGGAGCAGUUCUUCAGAAAGCGAGGGGAACGAGCCUUUGAGUGGUAUGGCGGGUACCUUGACCUGUGCGGUGUGUUGCACAAAUACAUUAAACCUAAAGACAAGGUUUUGGUUGUGGGCUGUGGGAACUCAGAGUUGAGUGAGCGCCUGUAUGAUGCUGGAUGUAAAAACUUGACAAAUAUUGAUGUCAGUGAAGUCGUUAUACGUCAGAUGAGUGAACGCAAUGCCAGCAAACGGCCUCUGAUGACAUUCCAACUCAUGGAUGCCACACAAACUACAUUUAGUGACUCUCAUUUUCAGGCAGUUCUGGAUAAGGGAACACUAGAUGCCAUCCUGACUGAUACCGAAGAGAGAACUCUAAAAAUAGCCAGUGAUAUGCUGUCUGAAAUUUCCAGACUCCUCCAGAUUGGAGGACGUUAUUUGUGUGUCUCUUUGGCCCAAGCUCAUGUGUUGGAGAAGCUGGUGAAACAUUUCUCUGAAGGUGGGUGGAUGGUUAGAGUUCAUCAAGUCUUGGAAGGUAAUAGUCCUGAAUCCGGCAGCAAGUUCCCAAUGCCAGUAUUUGUGUUUUUAAUGACCAAAGUUCGGCAGAUUCCUGGCUUCCCUCAGGUCUUUGAGAUGAUGUCAGAUGAAGAGGGAGGAAAACCUGUUCGAUGGUCAAGUCCUGAGGAACUAAUGGAGGCAGUGAAGGAAAGGCAACGAUAUGCACUGCUCAGAAACAAACUCCAGCAGAACCAAAGUUCUCAAGAGGUUUCACUGGACUUAUGUGAUGGGGAUACUGGCAAGAGUCGUUACACUUUUUACAUAGUGGAUUGUCCAAUAAUAAAACUAUCCCACUCUAAUCAUUUUGCUAUAUUUAUCAUUCCUCAAGGCAGGGAAACUGAAUGGCUUUUUGGAUCGGAGCCAGGUCGAAGGCAGCUUGCUGGAAGUGUUGGAUUUCGGCGUCUGAUAAUUGUGGCUUUGCACAGAGAUCAGCAGUAUGAUGGCAUGCAAGCUAUUCAGGCAGAGUUGUCCGCUAAGGUCCUAGAAUUAGCUCCUGCAGGAUUGCCAGAUAACCAACAGGUUCCAUUUCUUUCAACUGGUGCAGACAUUGGGAACCGUAUAGUACAACAUCGGGGCAAAAGCGAGUUAAGCGGCGAGUUUGUCAUUGAAGAUGUUAGAGGAGAUGGGACAGACUACUUUAGACGUCUUAUAUUUCUGAGUAACCAAAAUGUAGUACAGUCUGAGGUCAGGUUACUUCCAGGCAAUACUAACAGUGGUCAGAAAAAGAAGAAGAAAAAAGACAAAAAAAAUGGGCCAAAGCCGUUCGAUGAAUCAACACUCACCAGUCCAGUAAUUGAUAAGGGCUAUCUGUGCUGUGAACAUCACAAGGCAAUGAUUUCUGGACUUGCCCUGCUUUGUAAGAAUGGGAGGCUACCAGAGAAUCCAAUAUCUGUUCUGGUGAUUGGACUUGGUGGGGGCAGCCUGUCACUUUUUAUCCAUGAUUACAUUGGGAAUUCACAAGUGGAGGCUGUUGAAAUUGACCCAUCUGUGCUUGAUGUAGCAUGCCAGUGGUUUGGUUUUUCACAAGAUGAGCGCAUGAUAGUGCACCUUGGUGAUGGCUUUGUCUGUAUUAAUGACUUGGCGAAACAAGGAAAUACUCUUUAUGAUGUGGUGAUGUUUGAUGUGGACAGCAAGGACACCAGUGUUGGUAUGAGUUGUCCACCACCUGCGUUUGUAGAGAAAGAUUUCCUAAUCAAUGUUCACAAGAUCCUGAAACCUGAUGGUAUCUUUGUUUUGAACUUGGUAUGCCGUGAUUCAGCGUUGAACGAGAGUGUGAUAAAAGUUCUUCGUGACGUUUUUCCCCUGAUUUAUAAACAAAAAAUAGAGGAUGAAGUGAAUGAAAUUCUCUUUUGCUGUUCAGUCUCAGAAAAAAGUAUGUGCCCUCUGGGUCUAAUAGAGUCGGCAAAGAAUUUGGAAAAGCAGCUUAAAAAAACUGGACUUCUUUGGGACAAAACAUACGAUUUGGCUGAAAUGUUAAAGAAUGUGAAGAUCAUUUGACAUGGGGUGUAUGAAAUAAUUCUAAAUCAUAACUGAGCAACAAUCUUGUACCACAAGAGAAGAUAAUGGCAACAUUACAGAGAAUUGUGUUAUUCGUGGUUUGUUUGUUAGUAAAGGGAGGAAAAGCUUUGCAUUAUUUUGUCCUGUAAGUGUCUAGAUUGUCAAACUUUGCAGGAGACUUAAUUGUAGAGCUUGUGAACCAUCAAUAUGCAAGUUUGGUUCUCAAUCAUUUGCCAUUGUAGUGUAAGAAUAUGUGUUAUAGAAUAUCAGAAAACGACAGCAUGCUGCGACUGAAUCUAAAUUGCAGACCAUCAGCUGUGGAAGAAGGGCAAA
Molecule: messenger RNA, 2442 nt
Organism: Pelobates fuscus (common spadefoot toad)
Lineage: Eukaryota; Metazoa; Chordata; Amphibia; Anura; Pelobatidae
Gene: METTL13
Product: methyltransferase 13, eEF1A N-terminus and K55
Exons: 8
Coding region: 25-2109 (694 amino acids)
Source: RefSeq, a predicted model, not a curated record